Molecule: messenger RNA, 818 nt
Organism: Daktulosphaira vitifoliae (grape phylloxera)
Lineage: Eukaryota; Metazoa; Arthropoda; Insecta; Hemiptera; Phylloxeridae
Exons: 4
Coding region: 59-700 (213 amino acids)
Source: RefSeq, a predicted model, not a curated record
GAUUUUUACUUAAACUUAUUAUAUUGAUAAGGUAGUUUAAACUUGAAAAAAGAAAAAAAUGUUUUUAAUGACAAACGUGAUUGUUUUUUUUCUUUUCAGCAUCAAGUUAAUUAUUUCUAAUAAUUAUGUUACAAUUCCAUCGAGAUGUGAAAUUAUAAAUGAUGAGGAUGUAGACUUUGUAAUAGAAUAUGUAGAUCUACCAUUUUAUUAUACACCAGUGGAUAAAGAAUGGUGUAGAGAAAAAUGUAAAAGUUUGGGAUUUACUUAUCAGGAACCAAUUAUGAAUCAGAAGUUAACAUCAAACAUGUUUCCAGUUGAUGUUUUUUUUGAUAACCAAGGAUUCUUUAUUGUAUUGUCAGAAUUAAUAUGCAGGGACAUUAAAAUUAAUCAUAAUAUACAUAGAAAUAUUAUAGAAAAUCUAAUAAAAAAUGAAAAUAUCAAAAAAUUUGUUAAUAAUGACAGUUGGUUUGAAAAUAAUAUAACAUCAGUUAAUAAAAACCCUUAUAUUGAAAUGGUAAUUUUUGCUGCAGCUUAUUACUUAGAUGUCUGUAUUUAUGUAUUCAAAAAAGAAUAUGAUGCAUGGAUAUACUUUCGAAAAGGAUGGCCAAACUAUAAUGAAAUUGAUAUGAAAAAUGAAAAAUGCAUUUAUCUAUACAUGGAUGAAGAUCAUACUAAUUUUAUGACUAAUAAUUAUUUCUAGUUAUUUAAAAACUAUAAAAUAUAACUAUAUAAAAUAAAGUUCUGGACAUUUUAAUAGUAGUAUCUAUUUAAACACCAAUAGUUACAUAGAAAUGAUUAGUAUUUCUAUUGAAAUGAUU